Messenger RNA from Phoenix dactylifera (date palm), 1271 nucleotides. RefSeq names its product putative carboxylesterase Os04g0669500. Gene Ontology annotation, molecular function: palmitoyl-(protein) hydrolase activity; carboxylic ester hydrolase activity. Gene Ontology annotation, biological process: protein depalmitoylation. NCBI's taxonomy places the organism in Eukaryota, Viridiplantae, Streptophyta, Magnoliopsida, Arecales, Arecaceae. The record is from RefSeq and is a predicted model, not a curated record. Gene Ontology annotation, cellular component: cytoplasm.
UCCUAAACGUUGCUGUCUUUCCCGUUCCUUCCUGCCCACCUACUGGCGUAGGCACUAAUGCUUCAUCCGCAUCCGAUGGACAUCGCCCAAACGGAACAACGGUAAUGGGCUUUACACCGACAUUAAUGAGCUUCCUCCGAUCCAAUUAUCCCCUCUUCCUAAAACCCCUCGCCCUCGUCGCCAUCACCCUCGCCGCCACCUCCCUCUUCACCUCCUUCGUCCAGCGCCAAACCCCUCGUCGGCUCCCGGACCGGCCCAUGGCCGCCGCCGCCCGUAGCUUCGUUCUCUGGCUCCACGGCCUGGGCGACUCCGGCCCCGCCAACGAGCCCAUCCGCACCUUAUUCACCUCCCCUGAGUUCAAGCACACCAAGUGGUCCUUCCCCUCCGCCCCCCACGCCCCCGUCUCCUGCAACUAUGGUGCUGUCAUGCCUUCAUGGUUUGACAUUUAUGAAAUACCUGUGAGCGCUGAAUCCCCGAAAGAUGAAAAGGGACUUCUUAAAGCUGUUCAAAAUGUGCAUGCGAUGAUAGACAAGGAGGUAGCUGCUGGCAUUAGUCCUGAAAAUAUAUUCAUCUGUGGGUUUAGUCAAGGAGGUGCCUUAACCUUAGCAAGUGUGUUGCUCUACCCUAAAACUUUGGGAGGAGGUGCUGUCUUCAGUGGAUGGGUUCCUUUUAAUUCGUCAAUCAUAGAAUGCAUAUCACCUGAAGCUAGAAAGACGCCCAUUUUGUGGUCUCAUGGCAUGGCUGAUAGAACAGUACUGUUUGGGGCUGGGCAAGCUGGACCUCCUUUUCUGGAGCAAGCUGGUAUGAGCUGUGAAUUUAAGGUACUCAGCUUCAUGCUGGGCCCUCCAUGGAAUAUCUACAUUGGUUCUAAUCAUUGAGGCCAAAAAGGCCAUACAUGGGCACAGAAUUCACCUCAUCCUUUUUUAUUUUCAUAUCUCACUCACCCUCACCCUGUGAUGGUGUAGUGAUUGCCAUGAGAAAGCCGAUGGUGGAUCACCUGCCCUCUGGUGGUAAUUCUUUUAGCCAAAUUGGCUGUGUGCAGACAGGAUCCCCCUCAACUGCUUUUGUCAUGUUAAUCACCCCCACCUGUGGACAGCAUAGUGAUUGACAUGAGAAAAUCCGAUGGUUAGUCACCACUGUGCUCGUUUGGACAUGAUAUUUGUUUGGUAGGAGGAGCAAGUGGCUGGCACCGCAUUUAGGUGUGAAACACCUGCACACAUGAAUAUAUAGCAUGCCUACACUAGAUAUUUCCCUGUACCUUCUAUUAAGUA